This is a messenger RNA of Mycena citricolor, 1946 nucleotides long. The record is from the annotation of a GenBank genome assembly. NCBI's taxonomy places the organism in Eukaryota, Fungi, Basidiomycota, Agaricomycetes, Agaricales, Mycenaceae.
UUGCCAUUGGCCGCACUCCCAGGGUACAUAGAUCCAGAAUCCAGAAUCCACGCUGCCGGCAAUGCCGCAGCGCUUUGUGCGGUCCAGGGCAGAGAAGCCAGCCCGCAGGCAGGUUGACUGCAGACAGCGAAGGACCUGCCAAGAUGCGACUUUCGUCUCCGAAGGCUCCAGCGAGGGCCACAUCACGCUUCGAACACAGGUCUGAUUCGGAAUUGGGGCGGCCAGCCUCAGCCCGUCGGGAAACGAAAGGCCCCAUUGACAGAUGUGCCUUCCCAGAAUGAAAUUCAGCCUGUCGCGAGCACACGUUUGAUCCUCCAGAAAAUCUCGGAGGCUAGAGUAUCGAAAAACUUCCAGUGUAGGAUUAUUCACUUCGGACUUGGGAUUAACAACUCAACCGCGAAGUUCGUGGGAUGAACAAUGAGGGUCACGUGAAAUCCAGAACAAACAGUGAUGUGGCUGUGCACCACUAUUCUUUCAUCGGCCCAUCCCGAACCUUUGAAUCCUGUACAUUCAGCACCUCAAACCAGUUUCGAACUUUUCAAAUGAAUCUCUUACAUCGAAUUGCCUGCUAACUGGAGAUUUGAUGGGCGCGUUCAACCUGUGUGUUUUGACGACACUUGAGCUCAGAACAAUAGAGACCGCGGCUUUUGUUCUCUAGCCGAGGACGUCCGAAGUCCUCAUUGUUCUUUGCUGCCCCCAUAUAAGACUCGGGCGCGUUCGUGAUGAGGACCAUCCACUUCUUUAGACUUUCUCUGUGUUUUCCUUCCGUGUCGCUCAUUGCUCAUGCCAUUCUCACGUCUUUUCACGACCCUCAUCGCCCUGGCUGGCGCUGACCUCAUUCAGUCCGUUUCUGGACAUGCCUCUCUCUGGCACCCCUCCAUGUACGGUUUCAACGUCACCCAGCAAACGUUCCCUUACGAUAACCGACCUGUCAGCCCACUGACCAACUUCACUUUCGACCAAUGGUGGUUCCACGGGCACCUCGCCUUCCCCCCACAUCCGACCGACAUAUUCGAGCUGCCCGCCGGCCAGGCCGCCACGACCGAGAUCGCCUGCAACAAGGGUGCCACGACGUUCUUCGCGUCCUCCGAGGGCGGCGACAUCCGGCCGACGCCCGACUCGAACGACGUAUGCCCCGGCUCGGGCACGGACGAGUUCCACACGAAAGGCUUCGACGACCUGACGGGCUGCGCGCUCGCUAUCGCAUACACUGCCGACGACAAGACCGUCGCGCCGGAGGACUUCACCGUGUUCAGCGUGAACCAGACGUGCGUGUGGACGCGCUUCACGGACUUCCAGGUGCCCGCGCGAAUGCCGCCGUGCCCGCCGGGCGGGUGUCUGUGUGCGUGGCUGUGGAUUCAUUCGCCUGACAGCGGUGGAGAGCAGAACUACAUGACCGGCUUCAAGUGCAAUGUCACAGGAUCCACGUCUGAAGUCCCUCUGGCCAAACCCCAAGUCGCGCGCCGCUGUGGUGCUGAUUCUAUGAACGGCAAAUGGCACGCGUCGCCGUCCAAUUGCACGUAUGGUGCCAAGCAGCCUCUCUACUGGUUCCAAGCCGAGCGAAACAACAUGUUCGAGGGAACAUAUGCCCCUCCAUUCUACACCGAUCUCUAUGGCUUCCGGGACGGCCAGCAAGACGACAUCUUCCAGGAUUCGUAUGCGUUUCUCCCGACUCCGGCACCCAGCGGCCCGCUCCCGAUCCUGAACAUGUCCGCAGUAGCCCAGCCGGAGCUCGUGCUGCAGCCGUUGUGGAAGAAGAACCUCCAGGCGAGGCGCUCGCACUCGAUGCGCAGGCAGUGGAUGAGUCGCGUUUCUUUCUAAGUUGAGCUGGUUUCAUGUACCACUAAUGUAAUACACUGUGUAAAUGUAGGAGAGAUAGCCUACUGUUGUUGUAGCCAAUAAUACUGUACUUGUAUCCUUGACGGAAGGCAUCGCGCAUUGACAAC